This is a messenger RNA of Phyllotreta striolata, 834 nucleotides long. NCBI's taxonomy places the organism in Eukaryota, Metazoa, Arthropoda, Insecta, Coleoptera, Chrysomelidae. The record is from the annotation of a GenBank genome assembly.
AUGUCGUUCAAAUUUCCUCAUUUAUGGAUAAAAUCUGGCGAGGUGGCAAGAACGCUUACGCAGGGCAGCCUUUCGAAAUUUAAGCAUCUAAUAAAAUGGAAAAAAUCCGAAUCAAUUUUGGAAGCUGGAUUCGCCUCCGGAAGCAACAGUUUGCAAACAUUAGUUCCUUUACUGCCUCACGACUACAAAGAGUUUAUCGGUAGUGACAUUUCCGACGAAAUGAUCGAUUAUGCUAAGAAGGAAUUCAAGUUGCCUCGAUCAGAAGUAGUCAAAUUGGACGUUUGCGGUGAGAUUCCUUCCCAGUUUCGCGAACGAUUCGAUCACAUAUUUGGUUUCAACGUUAUCCAUGUGGUGAAGGACCCAAGAAAGGCUUUUAAAAAUAUCAAAGAUAUGUUGAAACCCGGUGGAUCGACGUUUUUGACUUUCUUCCAACAUACUCCGAUUGAACACUCUUUCGUGAAAUUGAAAAAUAGCCCGAAAUGGGGCCGGUAUGAUCAUAAUGAGAUGAUUCCACCCUACCAUUAUUCGGCCAGUCCUUUAGACGAAUAUCAGAAGGAUCUCGAAGCAGCCGAAUUUAGUAAAACCAUCAUUCAAAAGGCAUACGAAACGUACACUGCUAAAACCGAUGAAGAUCAUGAAGUGCUUACAGAUUUGUUUUAUGCUGUGAAUCCAGUUCAACUCCAAAUUUCGGACGAGAAAGAACGGAAUGAAUACAUGAAAGAAUAUAUUUCGGAGGUUUUUAACGGACCUGUUGUGAAUCAAAGACUGGAUGAAAACGGCAAUAAAAUAACUGACUUAACAACUUUAAAUAUGGUUGUUUAUGCUACCAAAUAA